AAGAACAGAAGAACCGUAGAAGGAGCUUCUCAUAUAGAAAAUCCAGAUUGAUGCCUUAGCUAAUAUUAUCAAAUAAUAAUCUCUGUGUUUGGUAGUUCAGCGGAUUUCCAGCCAUGGAGUUGUCGGAAAUAUUGUACAACAAAGCGGAGUACAUUGAGACGGCUUCUGGCAACAAAGUGAGCAGACAGUCGGUGCUAUGUGGGAGUCAGAACAUCGUCUUGAAUGGCAAAACUAUUGUUAUGAAUGACUGCAUCAUCAGAGGGGACCUGGCUAACGUCAGGGUGGGCAGACACUGCGUAGUGAAAAGCCGGAGUGUUAUUCGACCACCUUUCAAAAAGUUCAGCAAAGGAGUGGCUUUCUUCCCACUGCACAUCGGCGAUCACGUCUUCAUCGAGGAGGACUGCGUCGUCAAUGCAGCACAGAUUGGUUCCUACGUCCACAUUGGCAAAAACUGUGUUAUAGGUCGCCGUUGUGUCCUGAAGGACUGCUGCAAGAUCUUAGACAACACCGUGCUUCCUCCUGAGACAGUGGUGCCACCUUUCACUGUCUUCUCUGGAUGCCCAGGUUUGUUUUCAGGAGAGCUCCCAGAGUGCACACAGGACCUCAUGAUUGAUGUAACCAAGAGUUACUACCAGAAGUUCAUGCCCCUCAGCCAGAUAUGAGUCCCACUCUCAAAAUCUCAGCCAGGAUGUCUUGGGGGCUCUCAUCAGACUCUUAAGAGCUCACCUUCUGUCUGUCAUCCACCUGAGGCCUUGAGUUUCACUGCCUAAGAGAAAAACAUCAAGUAUAAAAAUCAGACACAGCUGCAUAAAGCUACUGCAUGUUGGCAGCUCCAAAUUUAAUAGAAAUUAAAAGCUACUUUCGGCCACUUAUCACAAGAGGUCUCCACAGUUUUAAUCGUCUUUGAAAUCCUGUUAGAUGUUAUUCUGAUGCUUUCCCCUGUCGCUGCAUCACGGAAGAAACUCGAGGACCUCGGUGUGGCUUCUGAUAAUCGCCGUCUUUGCCCUGUGGCUCUCUGGGAGCAGCUGCGGGUGGGGAUGAAGAGGUGGAGGAGUUAUGAAGGAUGUGGGAACACGGCGGACCAAAAUGGUAGCAACACUACUUCUUUGAGGACAUUGGCUUAACAUGCGUAUCAUUCAUAUCAACAGAAGAAAGAUUCAUUUUAUUUUGUUGUCAGCAUCAUUUUCCAGGUGCUUGUUUGCUUUUUCUCCCUUGCUGGCCAAUAUAAAGUGUCUGAGUAUUUAAAAAUAGUUUUUAUGUUUAAAACAAACAGCUGCAGUGGUCGUUUAAUUUGCUGUCGUUGCUGCUUUGCUUCUCCCAUUUUUUUGUGAGACCACCUCAGAAAUAUUGAAGCAUACGAAUAAAUGUAAAUGACUGAAAAACCCAAAUACGUCUCAAUGGUGUUAACUUGAACUUGGAUUAUAUAUUAGUAAGUGAGCUUCUUAAAAGUAUUCUGCCACAAAAAUGCAAUUUAUUUACAUAUGUUUUCUGAGUAAUCGCCAGAUUUGUUAGGUCUUAGAGAAGUGCACAGUAGGCUCAUAUUUCUAUGGUUUCCUGUUGAUCAUCUGUAAGAAAAAGUAAUUUUCUUCUGCCUCCCCCUAGUGGUUGGUACCGAGCCUUUGGAAGUGACGUUGCAAUCAUUUCAGGAACAGCUCUGUUCUUUUUUGGGGAAUCUGGGCUUUUUUUUUUUUUUGUUGCCUUUAUUAUAACAAGCAGGGGGGAGAUGCAGCAAAUGACCCAGGGUGGAUUUGAACCCAGGCCACAGCAUGUGCCUCAGCAUAUAGGCCAUCUGCUCAACCCAGUGAGCUUAAGAGUAGCGAGUGAAAACUGGAAAAAAGUUCAGCCCAGCUGCUUCACAGGCAGUUUCCAAACACCCAAAUUAACACCUAUUAACCUGCUCCUCAUUUGUGUUUAAGAAAAAAACUGUUUCAAUACUGGGACUUGAACAGUUCAUCUUGGUGUUUAUUUCCUGAUUGUUGUAGAUGAAGUUAAAAAACUGCAAACUGGCAGAAAAAAAAAAGAAUGCCCCAGAAUGAAACAAACGGCAUAAACUUUACAGAUAAAGUACAACACGAAA
Messenger RNA from Archocentrus centrarchus (flier cichlid), 2077 nucleotides. It is a transcript of the gene dctn5, whose product is annotated as dynactin 5. The record is from RefSeq and is a predicted model, not a curated record. Gene Ontology annotation, cellular component: dynactin complex. The coding region runs from base 114 to 662 and encodes 182 amino acids. The transcript has 6 exons. Lineage: Eukaryota; Metazoa; Chordata; Actinopteri; Cichliformes; Cichlidae.